GGCAGCGUGUGUGGCUCAUCCAGACAUCAUGGCGGCUACAAACGAAGGGAAGAAAUUGGUGCGCAGUGCCAGUGGGCUCCGCAUGAUACCGGAAAACGGUGCUUUCUGCAGCCCCUUCUCACUUGAUGAGCCCCAGUGGGUUCCCGAUAAAGAGUGCCCCAGAUGUAUGCAGUGCGAUGCAAAAUUUGACUUUCUUACCAGGAAACAUCACUGCAGGAGAUGUGGCAAAUGCUUUUGUGACAAAUGUUGCAGUAAAAAGGUACCUCUUCCACGGAUGUACUUCAUAGACCCAGUGCGGCAAUGUGCUGAGUGUGCUUUGAUCUCCCAGAAGGAAUCGGAGUUCUUUGACAAACAGAUUAAGGUGCUCAUAAAUGGGGCUACCUUCCUCAUAACUUCAAGUUUCUCAGAAAAAAGUGAGACGAUGAGUUGUCGGCUGUCAAACAACCACAGGUAUCUAUACCUGGAUGGAGAAAAUCACUUUGAAAUUGAAGUUGCUCGAAUUAUAAAUGUUCAGGUGCUGACUGAGGGCUUUACUCCUGGAGAGAAAGAUAUUCACACUUACACCAGCCUCCUGGAGAACCCGUACAUUACUGAAGGUGGCAAUACACGUGCCACAGGGAUGCUGGUCCAAUACAAAACUUUGGGGUCCCAAGAACCAAAACAGCUAAAGUUAAGUGCAUCUGAUGAUUUCAAUAGCAACAAGAAGAUGUCUGUCGGUUGGCUGGCUGCUAUGCAUAAGGCAGCCAAGCUUCUAUAUGAAUCAAGAGACCAAUAACCAAUUUGAGUUCCUGAAAAACAAAGAUGCAGCUGUCAGCCUGAAGAGGAAUGGAAAGAAGUAAUUUCUUUUUCCUGCUCUGAUGUAGUCAGUUUUUUAGUACUUUUGUAUUAGUGAUUUUUCUGAAAACACUUAUUAAAUGCAGCAAAUUUCAGGACUAUUUUUGAUGCAUUUAAAUAUUCAGUAUAGUGCAAUAAAAUUUACAAUGUUUUAAAUGUAACCUUUCACAUUUAAAUUAAACUUUUGCUAAAUAUUAAUCUAUUUUUUAAUCACUAACUGAAAACUGCACUGCAGUAUUUUAUUUUAAUGUUGAAGUAUAAAAGUUCUAAUUGCAAAAGUGGAGAAUUGUUUGUGUAGACUUCAGUUCUGUAUUCAGCAGGUGGUUUUGACCUCAGUGCUUGAAGGAUGAAAAUGUUUACAUUUAUUUUUUUUUAAAUAGCAGGAAAUGCUAAAGCCCACAAAGUGCCAUCAGUUUGCUUGGAUUUUAUAUUGUUGCUCUUCUCUUCCCAUUAGAAAUUCCAUUCUGACAUACCAAAGGAAAUUCCCCCAUAGUGGAUGCUUUGCAUAACCCUGCCUGUUCCUACAAUUAUGUACUGAUAGUCUAAGAAAGCUAGAUGUGUUAAGUCUGUAACAACUGUGCAUGAAACCAAAACUGGAUGGAUUAGUUACCUUCAGUGAAUCACAAAGAUACAGAUGGACUAUUACUAUACUAGCUAGUUGAGAAGUGUUCUGAAAGCUGACCCUGGUGUACAAAUCUAAUUUUUAUUUCUUUGGCUACUUGGAAAUAUUUUGUGUAGAGUCUAAAUUUGAAAUUUGUAUUUGAUGCAACCUGGGGUGGUGGGGUAGGAAGAGGGGAAUGCACACCAGCUGUUCAGUUUUCUGGACCAAAUGAGUAUCACAAUUAGUUUAAAUUCUGGUUAUACAGAGAACUCAUCUUGAUUGAAAGUGCAUUUUCAGUUUGUAUUCAUGCUAGCUAUAUACAUUACCCUGUAUAAAUUGCAAGUACCUUCUGUAUAAUAAUAAAAAAUAAAUGCAACUUUCUAUG
Molecule: messenger RNA, 1820 nt
Organism: Pristis pectinata (smalltooth sawfish)
Lineage: Eukaryota; Metazoa; Chordata; Chondrichthyes; Rhinopristiformes; Pristidae
Gene: zfyve21
Product: zinc finger, FYVE domain containing 21
Exons: 8
Coding region: 29-775 (248 amino acids)
Molecular function (GO): metal ion binding
Source: RefSeq, a predicted model, not a curated record